AUGAGGCACAAGGUUAGGAGCCUUCAAAAGGGGUUGAGUGCAUUAGAAGUCCUCUUUGGGAAAUCGAGUUCCCCAUCAGUAACCAGCAAACGUUGGGUUCCUCCGUCCAGCUUCAGACGAGAUGCGCUCACCCCAGAGGAAAGGCAUGACAUCGUUUUUCGAAAAGUUCGAGGGCUCCUCAACAAGCUCACUCCAGAGAAAUUUGAGAAAUUGAGCAGUGAUAUCCUUCAUGUUGGGCUUGAUUCACCAUUGAUCCUGAAGGGCGUCAUCCUUCUGAUAUUCGAAAAAGCCCUUGAUGAGCCGAAGUACAGUUCUAUGUAUGCACAGCUUUGCAAGCUGCUAUCAGAAAAAGCUCCAAACUUUGAUCCGCCUGACAAACCCUGCACAUUCCGGCGUUUGCUUCUGAAAAAGUGUCAAGAUGAAUUUGAGAAUCGCAGUCGACCUGUCUCUCUUAACUGCAAUGAACGACUUGGAGAAGAGGAGGAGGAGGAGGACUCUCGUGGUGCUGCAAAGCGUAAAAUGCUUGGCAAUAUCAAAUUUAUUGGAGAACUGGGAAAACUUGACAUGGUCAGUGAGGCCAUCCUCCAUAAAUGCAUCCAGGAGUUGUUGGAAAAGAAGAAGAAAGGCAUCAAAGAGGAAGAUUUGGAAUGUCUCUGUCAGAUAAUGAAAACUUGUGGUCGAGUCCUUGAUAGGGACAAGGCCAAGGCAUUGGUGGACCAGUAUUUCACUCGUAUCUCAGCUCUGGCAAAUAAUGCCGAGUGUGAAUCCCGCAUUCGCUUCCUGCUUCAAGACGUCUUGGAGUUGCGACAAAACAACUGGGUACCACGUGGUGUGGCAGCUGCAGCUGAACGGCCCCCAACAACAAUUCAGGCCAUCAGACAAGAGGCUGCAGUGGACACAGGGAUUCUUAUCCCGCCAUUCCACUCUGGUAGCUCCUUACAUCACCCCCUUCAACACCUGGGGAUAGGAAAUGCCCCCUUUCUCUUUUCACAUCCACGCUCUGGCUUGGAGGAUGUAUUUGGACCACCGACAUCAUUGCAUCUAGGCACUGGUCCAGGUGUUAUCAACACAGACUUCUCCUUCAGCAAUGGGUAUGGUCCUAUGACGGGCUCCUCACGGUCCAAAGUUGGAUUUGGAUCGGGUGGUGGUGGCAUUUUCCACAGUUCUCAACAGAAAUCUUCUCUAAUUCAGUCUUCCAACAUUCCAACCCAUGGCAACUUCUCUUCCACUGCCAAUAACAAGAAUUUGCCACCCCGACUCCAGAAGUUGGCAGCCCAGAAGCAUGGAAUCAUCCCAAACACAUCCUCAAAUGGCACAACAGCUCCAUCUCCACCCCCAAUGAGCUUCUCUAAUGAGGGAUCCAAAGAAGAUGUCUCCCUUCGCCCAUCGGCUCUCUCCAUGACAUUGAAACCGAUGCGGCCUCCCACUACUAGAUCUCCUCCAACUAUGGAUCUCCCAUUGAUCCCUGGAGGACCUCAUCCUCCAGUUCCUAAUCAACUGCCAGUUGCUCCUGCUCCACCUCCUGCUAUCCAGAUUCGCACUGCUUCCAAUGAUAAGUCCAAGAUUUCCAAGAAGGAACAAGGACCUACCAAAGAACAGCUCUUGAAUUCAUUGACUAACCUGGUCAAAGACUUCACUGGGAAUAUUUCCAGUCUGGAAGAAGCAGUAGCAUCCUGGAAGCAGUUGAAGGUUCCUGAAAAAUAUCAUGCUGAAGCUGUGAAGAAAAUGAUGUCUUUCAGCCUUGAUGCAGAAUCUACAGCUCAAUGUUUGGUGCUAGACUUGCUGCAAGCAUUGAAAGACGAACUCCAGGUUUCGACAACACUUGAGGGCCUACGUUUGGCUCUGGACAAUCAGACAGAUUUGUCAUCAAAAUGGGGACCAAUCAUUGGGGAAGCUAUCCAAAGAGAUCUUGUGUCUCUGGCAGAUGCAGCUUCUCUUCUUCUCUCUCCCUCUGAAGAGAAACUAAAUGAAGAAGUUCCGAUUCUCAUUGUUCUUGCACACCUCAUGAAUACACAAGGCAAGGACUGGGUAUUGGACAGAUACAACCAGAGUGAGGUGAAUCUGCUGAAGCAUUUGCCCAUUGGGCAGAGGACUGAUGAGCAUUUGGCCAAGCGUCUUGAGGAGAAAGGAUUGAUUUUCCUCCAGCCAUUGCUCCGCAUCCAAGGGGACCUCACACGUGCUCUGCAGACUGAUCCCUCCCCAAGUUCCCUUUACAAAUGGAUCAAGGAAAACAUAGACUCAUCUGCAUUCACUUCCCAUACCUUUAUUUUUGGCCUUGUCUCAGCCAUUGUGAAGUUCAUCGCCAAGGAGGGAGGCUUACUGCUGCGCUGGUUUGUAAACUUAUAUAACUUGGAGAUCGUUGAGGAAGAUGCUUUCAUGCGCUGGAAGGAAGAUAUGCCAACCCAGGAGUUUCCUGGAAAGGGAAAAGCUCUCUUCCAGGAUUUUAGGCUUCCAAUGGCUGGGUCCACUGCUCUUGUCCCAUUGCUGUAUCAGCACAUAGUAAAUCUGAGCAAGGCAGAUAGUAGGAGCAUGAGAUAUGCUGAAAGAACAUGGUGCACCCUGGCUUACAUCAUCAAUUGGGUUCGCAACAGCGAGAGCUCAAUAUCCAAGCUUCCCCGUUUUGGGGCGUUAGAAGAUAAUGGGUGA
Messenger RNA from Darwinula stevensoni, 2646 nucleotides. The record is from the annotation of a GenBank genome assembly. NCBI's taxonomy places the organism in Eukaryota, Metazoa, Arthropoda, Ostracoda, Podocopida, Darwinulidae.